AUGUGGAUACUUAUGUUGAUUUGCAGUCUGUCGCUAACCUACGCCUCGGAAUACACGGGAGAGGGGCAUUAUGGCGGAAGCGGCGGUGCAGAGGAGUAUCAUCAACAGCACCACGAAACACCAACCACUUACUCGGAGAUAUCGAAACACGUCCCUGUCCAUGUCAUCGAGAAGGUGCCACUGCCCAUACCACAUCCCGUAGCUGUUCAGGUACCCAAUGUUAUCAAACUACAAAUACCGGAACCUUAUGCAGUUCACGUGCCCGUUCAGCAGGAAAUUCAAGUGCCCGUCUAUAAAAUUGUUCCCGAAAUAACGGAACGCAAAAUACCCUACACCGUGGAGAAGCCUUAUCCCGUGGAAAUUGAAAAACCCUAUCCCGUCGAAGUGAUUAAGCACAUUAAAAUACCAGUGCCAAAACCCUAUCCUGUACCCUUUACUAUUUACAAACAUGUCCUGCACAAGCAGCAUGGCUGGUAAUCCUCAGGAGGUGGUUAACUAAAGUCUAGUGUGAAUAUAUAACUAGCUAAAGUUGAACAUGUAUUAAAAUGUAUUAAAUUUG
This is a messenger RNA of Drosophila innubila, 559 nucleotides long. Its product is annotated as titin. Lineage: Eukaryota; Metazoa; Arthropoda; Insecta; Diptera; Drosophilidae. Bases 1 to 477 code for a protein of 158 amino acids. The record is from RefSeq and is a predicted model, not a curated record. The transcript has 3 exons.